Messenger RNA from Sorex araneus (European shrew), 1739 nucleotides. It is a transcript of the gene PTHLH, whose product is annotated as parathyroid hormone like hormone. The coding region runs from base 755 to 1279 and encodes 174 amino acids. Gene Ontology annotation, biological process: adenylate cyclase-activating G protein-coupled receptor signaling pathway; bone mineralization; osteoblast development. Gene Ontology annotation, cellular component: extracellular region. The record is from RefSeq and is a predicted model, not a curated record. The transcript is spliced from 4 exons. Gene Ontology annotation, molecular function: peptide hormone receptor binding; hormone activity. Lineage: Eukaryota; Metazoa; Chordata; Mammalia; Eulipotyphla; Soricidae.
GCCGGGCGCGCGGGGGUCGGGGCGCGGGCGCGGGCGCACGCACCUUGGCCGGGAGCGCGCGGCCCGGGCCAGGUUGCCCGGCGGGCGUGAUAAAGGCCCGGGCGGGAGUGAUGCUACCCAGCGAGAGGAGUGUCCGCUGGGGCAGGACAAACAUCCCGGGAGCGCGGCGAUCCGCGUCCAUCCCGGUAGACCGGCCGGCGGGGCGCGGAGCCCGGGCUGGAGCCCUCUCCUGCUUCCCCGCCGCUGCCCAGCGAGUCCCCGCUGGCCAGCGCGCUCUUCCGGGGCCGGGCCGAGGGCCGAGGGCUGAGGGCCGUCCGUUGAGCCUGGCGCAGAAGCGACCCGGAGGGUCACCCCAGACUCUGUAAUGGGGGGCUGGGGGCGGGGCGGGUGGGGGCCGGCCGCAGUCUGGUCCGGAGCCCGGGCGGGGGCCGCGGGGCGCAAAGGCCUGCGGGAGGGUCCGUACCCCCUGGGUUCUGGGGGGUCUCCAGCGUGUGUGUGCUGUGGGGAGCGGGGGUCUCGGACGGGCUCCUGGUGUCCCCGCGAGCUGAGACCGCCCGACUCGCCACCUGGAGCUGCCGUCACCCCCUCUAGCCCCUCCGCGCGUCUGCGCUCCCCACCGCGCCCUCGGCGGGCCGGGAGAGAGGGGGUCGCUCCCUGGCUGCGCUCCGUCCCGGGGUCGCCCUGAAAAUCGCCUCCAGCUCCGGGGCCGCCGCCGCCGCCGCCGGCUCGGGGCCCCCCGAGCGAGAGCAGGACGAUGCUGCGGCGCCUGGUGCCCCGGUGGAGCGUCCUGGUGUUCCUGCUGAGCUACUCCGUGCCCUCCUGCGGGCGCUCGGUGGAGGAGCUCGGCCGCCGGCUCAAACGAGCAGUGUCGGAGCACCAGCUCAUGCAUGACAAGGCCAAGUCCAUCCAGGACCUGAGGCGCCGCAACUUCCUCCACAACCUCAUCUCCGAGAUCCACACGGCCGAGAUCAGAACCACCUCCGCGGUCUCCCCCAACUCCAAGCCUGCCCCCAACAACAAGCACCACGUCCUCCGAUUCACCCUGGACGAGGAGGGCCGCUACCUCACGCAGGAGACCAACAAGGUGGAGCAGCCGCUGAAGACGGCCCGCAUGAAGAAGAAGAGCAAGCUGGGCAAGCGCAGGGAGCAGGAGAAGCGGCGGCGGCGGAUACGCGCGGCCGGGCCCAGCCCCGCGGCCAGCAGCGAGCUGCCGGGGGGCCGCCCGGCCAACGGGGACAUCUCGGCCUCGCCGGGGGAGCCCGACUCACGGAGACACUGAAAUUCUUACAAGACCUGCAGAGGACAUAUUGCAGAAUUCUGUAAUAAUGAACAUAUGGAAAGUAUUAGAAAUAUUUAUUACCUGUAAAUACUGUAAAUGCAUUGGAACAAAGCUGCCUCCCCAUUACUCUAUGAAACUACGCAUUGGUCACUGAGAAUAUUUUGUUUUGCCAAGGCUAACCCAGUGAUUAUUAUCACAUUUACCAUAAUUUAUUUUGUCAACUGAUGUAUUUAUUUUGUAAAUGUAUCUUGGUGCUGCUGAAUUUCUAUAUUUUUUGUAACAUAAUGCACUUUAGAUAUACAUAUCAAGUAUGUUGAUCAAUGACACAAAAGAGUGUCUAUAUUUUGUGGUUAAUUUUAAUGAACGCCUAAAUAUAAUUAUCCAAACUGGUUUUUCCUCUGUGCAUGUAUAAAUAGUAGUAUUUUAAUUUGUAAAGAAUGUCUAAUAAAAUAUAAUCUAA